Folsomia candida is the source of this 3793-nucleotide messenger RNA. RefSeq names its product cap-specific mRNA (nucleoside-2'-O-)-methyltransferase 1. Gene Ontology annotation, biological process: 7-methylguanosine mRNA capping. NCBI's taxonomy places the organism in Eukaryota, Metazoa, Arthropoda, Collembola, Entomobryomorpha, Isotomidae. The transcript has 14 exons. The record is from RefSeq and is a predicted model, not a curated record. Gene Ontology annotation, cellular component: nucleus; cytoplasm. The coding region runs from base 561 to 3596 and encodes 1011 amino acids. Gene Ontology annotation, molecular function: methyltransferase cap1 activity.
ACAACAUUCAUUUCAUUCGUACGGAUGGAUCGGCAAAAUAAAAAACAAACCCAAUUAAAACUUGGCCAUCUUCUCGUUAACGAUUCGACCUACUUACACAAUUAGUUAAAUUAUAAGAAUUUUGACAUUUCCUGACCAGUGUCUCUUGAAGUAUGGACAUAAUCGAGAAGGGGGUGUGUUGAGUUGAUAGAGAUUAGAUGAAUCGAUACUUUGAUAACACUAUUACUACUUGAUUGAUAAGAACAUUUCGAGUGACUGACUCCUCUGCACUCUGACGAGAUUAUUUAUUUAUUUAUUUAUUUAUUUAUUCUUGUUGAACAUACACAUGUGAGGCCUAACUUUUGUUGGGGAUACGAUACGAUAUAAUGAAUAAUUAGACUUUAAAUAUAUUAUAUUAUUCUACGAUUUUGUUUGGAUUGGAAGAGUGAUCUCUUACUCUCUGCAGUGCAUGUUGUGCACUGAUCUGAUAAGAACAAGAGGUGAAGGAGAGUGUUUGGUGGAGUGGAUUCACAGCACGACAGCAGUACUUGGCGUUAAACGAAUAAUUUGCAAUCUUGAUAAUGGAGGUCAAAGAAGGUGAAUCUGAAGUGACGGAACAAGUGACGAGUGACACAGUGGAAGCUAGUGCAACACAAAAGACUGCCGUUGACGAUAAGAAGGAGGACCCAACUUUGACCGGAUCAGAAACUGAUAGUGCCGCAACCAAUUCAAAUUCUACGUCCACAACUUCGAUUGAAAGUAUUUGCAGAAAUGAAGAGAUUGAAAGAAUUCAAUCCGAGGAUGCAAAAAUUUGUGAGAACGAAAUUUGCGAUGACGACGAAGAGUUCGUGGAUGUUUCUCCGGCACAAGAAGCAGCGUUAUUGGCAUCCCCACCCAAUAGUGGUAAAAUGAUUAUCGACGUGGUCGAAGUUUUUGAUGGGUCCAACCUCCUAAUUCCGAGAGGAGAUGCACAAGAUUGUCUCCCCUAUUUGUAUGAAGGUAUGGAAAUUGAUGAAAUUGGGGAGGAUGCCGUCGUCUCGUUCAACGCCAUUUCUGAUGGGCGAGGAGAUCAGCUCCCUCAAUGUAGUACUCCUACCAAUCAAGGACCUCCCGUCGCACCGUCAUCUUCAAUCAAAAAGUCGAAUCUCCGCAAAGUUUCGAAAUAUGAUAAUAAUGUCUCACAAUCAUCCUUCAACUGUAGCUUUAAUUCUUUGCGAACUCCUCGUGGGACUCGGGACGACGAUGCCAGUCCAACGCCUAGAAAGCGUAUUCGCAUUGUAGAGGAUAAUGACUUGAAAAAGGGAGACGGGUGUGAUCCUGAUUGUUCCGGGGAGAUUGAUCUCUUUGCGGAAGUUGACAUUGACCUAAUCUCGGGACAUACAUUCCAAACUAAUUAUGCUGGAGAAGAAAUGCUGUGGGUUUCACCGCCCCCAGCUCCCUUAGACUUUUCCUUCAUUCACGAAGACCUGGUCCGUGCAUCUCGACUCCCGGUGACCAAAAAGUUUAGUGUGGAAAUUGACAUGCAUUUUAUUGAUGGCGAUACGAUUAACACGUUACUCGAGUGCAAGCCUUCAAUUGUAUCCGCUGGAUUCUUCAAUUUUGAACAAACCUGCCGAAAAAACUGCCCAUCUAAUCGAUCAAAGAAUUUUAUUUAUUCAGAAAAUGCAUCAAACUUACAAAGUCUUGAUGAAGGUCUCAACCAUGAUCUCAUUUUUCCACGAGAGCAGCUCGAAAAAGAUGAAAGCGAGAAGAACGUAUUUUAUUUUGCCGAUAUUUGGGAUACAUCAAAAGGAUUCAGAGAGUAUAUUUUAACAAAGUCCAACGAGUACCUACACCAAGGGCUGAUGAUGAAAGGGUUUGCGAUUCAAGAUGCGGAUGGGUCUCGUCCUCGAGAUUUUAAUCCCUCUUGUGGAUUGCUAUUCAACACACUCCAUAUUCCGACCUAUCCGAAGGAUCAGGAACUUGGAAAAUCUCUUCUGCCUGUUGAAUUGGUUGAGCAUUUCCGACAAGAGGACAAAAAGUCUUUCGACAUUUGCGAAAUUUCCGUUAGUGAUGAAUUUGUCAAGCAUAUUCUUGCCAAAUCGAACGGCAAAGGAGUUCAUUUGAUGGUUGCGGAUAAUCCCGAAAGUUUGAAUGUCCAUGAAUUUGUUCGCGAAGUUCGAUUUCAACGCAAAUUUUAUGCUCAGUGUAUCAUCGCGCUUUUAGCUGUUCGCGAAGGUGGAUCAUUUGUUGUCAAAAUGUUUGACGCAAUAACUUUGUUUACGGCUGGCUUGGUUUUCCUGAUGCAUCGGUGCUUCCGAAGCAUUUCUAUCCACAAACCAAAAACGAGUUCAUCUCACACGUCGGAAAGAUUUCUAGUCUGUACAGGAAAACUGUCGUGCGAGUCAAGCGAAGAAAUUUUACAAUUUCUUCUCCUUUGUCAUAAUAUUGUAAUGAAAAAUGAAGAAAUUCGGAAAAUAAUUAAAAGAAAGGCUCGCAGAAGAUUGGGAACUCAUCUCUUUGAAGUAAAACAGCUCAUCCCUCUCAAAGUUAUUAUUAGUCACGCCGAUUUCUUUGAGUUUCUUCGUCUACAAAAUAUUCGAUUUACAAAGUCAUUAAUUUCUAAACUGCAACAACUUUGCUCUACAAUACCUGCCAACCCUUAUGGAACAUUCUUGUGGAAAUUGAGAGAUCAAACUCAAGUCCAGAAAAUUCAAUAUGACAUGUCUACAAAAAAUAAGAAGACUGAGGAGGAAGGAAUUUCUACUGCUUUUAGCACACUAAAUUUAAGAUCUAUUAACGCCGAAUGUCUUUCUCUUUUGAAACAAUUUGGACUGGAUUUUGAGUUUCUUACGACUUUCGGGGAAAAGCAGGUUACACUAGAUAGGAAUGGUCUUGAGGAUAUAUCAAAAUCUCGUCAAGGUUGGACCGUUUAUUCCAUGCAAGAAUCUAAAUCAGUUAUUGGUGCUCAUCCAGUAACUUUAUUCAUUGGACUUGGGGAAGAGAAUAUUGUCUACUUUAACGGUUCAGAAUUCAGACCAAUUAACGUCGAUGGAUUAAUCUUAACAAAAGGAACAAUCUUACUUGCAAGCGUUGUGGAGCUUAUUCCAAAUGGAAAGUAUAUUGAUACAUGCGAAGAAAGUCAUCAUGACGCCCACAGUUCUUCUAUUCUGUUGGAAUUUCAUAUUUAUGAUGGACUAAGCUUGAAUGGACAAUUCAUAGGGGAUUUGCCUUUUGACGCAAGGAAGCAGCUAUGCGAAACAUAUGCCGGUGUUUUAAAUAAAUGUAUCGAAUUCGAUUACCUGAAAUGUACUGUGAUAAAAGUUCGUGAACCUUUGGUGCUGAAAGAGAAUGAGAAUGUUUUAUCUUCGUGGAUCAACUCGUCUGUCUACAUGAAACAUGACGCAUGUCACUAUCCUGGAUCUUUACGACUUGUCAAUUUUCCUCUGCCCGAUUCUCCAUCUGCAAUAUCAGUGGGUGGUUUACUGUUUUACAAAACCUCUGGACCUAUGCUGGAAAGCCUUAAUCAAAAAAUUGUUUGGAAUUGGACAAAUGACGAUGAUACUAAACCGGCAGAAUUAUUGCCCUCUUCUACUUGUGCUGUAUCCGUUACGGAUUUUGUCAACCUCAAAAUAUAAUUGGUUACAUGGAAUUCAUGCAUUGUUAAUUUUUUUUCUGACUCUUAACCUGAUUAUAUUGUUGCGUAAUAUGUAUUCCUUUUUUACCAUAUCGAUUGUUCAAAGACGAACUUCAGUUAUAAAUAUUAUAUCGUCUUAAUAUAAAUAUCAACGUUAUUGACAAAUUAUUGACUACAAUAAACCCGAUGUAUUAUAAA